This is a messenger RNA of Acinonyx jubatus (cheetah), 2693 nucleotides long. RefSeq names its product neurolysin (gene NLN). Lineage: Eukaryota; Metazoa; Chordata; Mammalia; Carnivora; Felidae. The coding region runs from base 151 to 2265 and encodes 704 amino acids. Gene Ontology annotation, cellular component: mitochondrial intermembrane space. Gene Ontology annotation, biological process: proteolysis; peptide metabolic process. The transcript has 13 exons. The record is from RefSeq and is a predicted model, not a curated record. Gene Ontology annotation, molecular function: metalloendopeptidase activity.
UGGGAGGGCGCGGGCAGGGCUGGCAGCCACCGCCGCUGUUGCCUCCUCCGCUAGGCCGCCUCUUGGCUCCCGGGCGCCCCGCUUCCCUCAACCCCAAACCGGAGGACAACGCGCCCGCCGCCGCCGCCGCCACCGCCUCUCGGCGCUCCCAUGAUCGCCCAGUGCCUUUCGGCUGUGCGAGGCCUCCACAGAGUUGGUGGUUCCAGGAUUUUAUUCAGAAUGACUUUAGGAAGAGAAGUGAUGUCUUCUCUUCAGGCAAUGUCUUCCUAUACUGUAGCUGGCAGAAAUGUCUUAAGAUGGGAUCUUUCACCAGAGCAAAUUAAAACAAGAACUGAGGAGCUCAUUGUGCAGACCAAACAGGUGUACGAUGCUAUUGGAAUGCUUGACAUUGAGGAAGUAACUUACGAGAACUGUUUGCAGGCACUGGCAGAUGUUGAAGUGAAGUAUAUAGUGGAACGAACCAUGUUAGACUUUCCCCAGCAUGUCUCCUCUGACAAAGAAGUGCGGGCAGCAAGUACAGAAGCAGACAAAAGACUUUCUCGUUUUGAUAUCGAGAUGAGCAUGAGAGAAGAUAUAUUUCUGAGAAUUGUUCAUUUACAGGAAACCUGUGAUCUGGGUAAGAUAAAACCUGAAGCCAGAAGAUAUUUGGAAAAGUCAGUUAAAAUGGGAAAAAGGAAUGGGCUCCAUCUUCCAGAACAAGUACAAAAUGAAAUCAAAGCAAUGAAGAAAAGAAUGAGUGAGCUAUGUAUUGACUUCAACAAAAAUCUCAAUGAGGAUGAUACCUUCCUUGUAUUUUCUAAGGCCGAACUUGGUGCUCUUCCUGAUGAUUUCAUUGACAGUUUAGAAAAGACAGAUGAUGACAAGUAUAAAAUUACUUUAAAAUAUCCACACUAUUUUCCCAUCAUGAAGAAAUGUUGCAUCCCUGAAACCAGAAGGAAGAUGGAAAUGGCUUUUAAUACAAGGUGCAAAGAGGAAAACACCUUAAUUCUGCAGCAGCUACUCCCACUGCGGGCCAAGGUAGCCAAACUCCUCGGCUACAGCACACAUGCUGACUUUGUCCUUGAAAUGAACACUGCAAAGAGUACAAGCCAUGUAACAGCCUUUCUAGAUGAUUUAAGCCAGAAAUUAAAACCCUUGGGUGAGGCAGAGCGAGAGUUUAUUUUGAAUUUGAAGAAAAAGGAAUGUGAAGAGAGAGGUUUUGAAUACGAUGGGAAAAUCAACGCCUGGGAUCUCCAUUACUACAUGACUCAGACGGAAGAACUCAAGUAUUCCAUAGAUCAAGAGAUACUCAAGGAAUACUUCCCAAUUGAAGUGGUCACUGAAGGCUUACUCAGCAUCUACCAGGAGUUGUUGGGGCUUUCAUUUGAGCAAGUGGCAGAUGCUCACGUGUGGAAUACAAGUGUUACACUUUACACUGUGAAAGAUAAAGCCACAGGAGAAGUACUGGGACAGUUCUACUUGGACCUCUAUCCAAGGGAAGGAAAGUACAACCACGCAGCCUGCUUUGGUCUCCAGCCCGGCUGCCUCCUCCCUGAUGGGAGCCGCAUGAUGUCAGUGGCUGCCCUUGUGGUGAACUUCUCGCAGCCAAUAGCUGGUCGUCCCUCUCUCCUGAGGCAUGAUGAGGUGCGGACUUACUUCCAUGAAUUUGGUCAUGUCAUGCAUCAGAUUUGUGCACAGACUGAUUUUGCUCGAUUUAGUGGAACAAAUGUGGAAACUGACUUUGUAGAGGUGCCAUCACAAAUGCUUGAGAAUUGGGUAUGGGACAUCGAUUCCCUCCGAAGAUUGUCAAAACAUUAUAAAGAUGGAAGUCCUAUUAUGGAUGAUCUGCUUGAAAAACUUGUUGCUUCCAGGCUGGUCAACACAGGUCUUCUGACCUUACGCCAGAUUGUUUUGAGCAAAGUUGAUCAGUCUCUCCAUACCAACACGUCGCUGGAUGCUGCAAGUGAAUAUGCCAAAUAUUGCACAGAGAUUUUAGGUGUCGCGGCAUCUCCAGGCACAAAUAUGCCAGCUACUUUCGGACAUUUGGCAGGGGGAUAUGAUGGCCAAUAUUAUGGAUAUCUUUGGAGUGAAGUAUUUUCCAUGGAUAUGUUUUACAGCUGUUUUAAAAAAGAAGGGAUAAUGAAUCCAGAGGUUGGAAUGAAAUACAGAAACCUAAUCCUGAAACCUGGGGGAUCUCUGGACGGCAUGGACAUGCUGCAGAAUUUCUUGAAACGUGAGCCAAACCAAAAAGCGUUCCUAAUGAGUAGAGGCCUGCAUGCUCCAUAAACUGGGGAUCUUUGGUAGCAGUCCAUGUCUGGAGGACAAGUCGACAUCACCAUGUGUUACUAGCCCGGAAACUGAAUGGAGUUUUGCAAAUGAAAGUUUAGAUUUCUAUUGACUGUCUUUUGUUUUUCACUUUGAAAAAUUACACAGAUGUAAAUGGAAUUAUAAAUACCAUGACCUAAGAAAAGACCCAUCAGAAAAUAAUUGUACUAUAAAAUUUCAUAACAAUGGAUUUGAUUUCUUUUUAUACAAGUUUCAUAUGAAUGUAAUUUGAUUUUUUACUAUUGUAAUCUAGAUAACAUAAUGUAAGAGGGCUAAGAAUUUUUAAAUUGAAUCAUAUACAUUAUAUAAUUUGAUCCUUCUUUAUAUCUUGAAGUUUUGUACUUGGUAUUUCUGGACUGAUAAAUGAAUCAUCACAUUUCUCUGGUAAA